Messenger RNA from Maniola jurtina (meadow brown), 6303 nucleotides. It is a transcript of the gene TDRD12, whose product is annotated as putative ATP-dependent RNA helicase TDRD12. Gene Ontology annotation, molecular function: ATP binding; nucleic acid binding. The transcript has 4 exons. Lineage: Eukaryota; Metazoa; Arthropoda; Insecta; Lepidoptera; Nymphalidae. Gene Ontology annotation, biological process: transposable element silencing; germ-line stem cell division. The record is from RefSeq and is a predicted model, not a curated record. Bases 297 to 6149 code for a protein of 1950 amino acids.
AUUCCGUUUUCAAAGACAAAAAUCACAAAUGUCUAUUGUCUUUCUGUUUCUUGUUUGGCAUAACCGGCAGCAGUGAACACUGUAAAAACUUUUAAACAGUGAAAAAUACUUUGGCGCCAACAAAGGCGCUAAGUGUAACGCCCAAAGAGUGCAACGCGCACGCAGUAGCAGAAAGAACGAAUCGCCAUUGAAAGAAGAAAUGCAUCUUGCAGCCAUCUUGCAACCAUAGCAAACUCGAACUCGAAGGUUUCACAGUUUCAUACUCAGGUUUCGCAGCUACUAGUUAUUCCAUCAAGAUGCCGCCUGAUUGCUACAGAGUAGAAAUAAUCCACUAUUUAAACCCUCAUCUAAUAUGGGUUGAAGUCCGUGACCCAUCCGUUCUCAAAGAAGAAUUUUUAUUUGAACAAAUCGGUGUUUACGGCGUUCUGCCUAUGAAAAAGACUUUGGAUGUCAGUUUGACUCCGGGAGGUUUGAGUAUGAAAAGCCAGAAAUGCGAGGAAUGGCUGCCAGUCGCAUCAGUCGCUAUGAAAGAAUUGUUAGACGAGGCUGAAGAAGUGUGGUUUUCGCUGACAUUCAUGGAUAGAAGAACUACCAUAUUUGAUGACAGCAUACAUAAAUAUGGCGAAAUAAUAUUAAAAACACGUAGUGGUAAAUUAAUAGAGCUUUCAAAACAGCUGAUUAAAUCUGGCUUUGCUCACAUCGAUGUUUGUGAAUUCCAUGAGAAGCUAAGUUGCGGAAAACUUAACACUAAGCUGAGUACAUUACAAACUCAUGCAGUAAUCAAAGAAUUGGAAAAAUAUUGCAUGAGGAAAGAUAGAUCUAAGAAUCUUUUGAAAAAGUCUGUCGAAAAACAGACAUCUGUGUUCCGCAUUUCUCAAGAGUUUGAAAAGACUCUAACAGUGUCCAAUUUAGAAAAACAUAAUAAUGAGAUGCUACAGAAAACACUAAAAAAUAAAUACAAAGAUUUUGAGUUGUGCAAAGAUGUAGAUGAUCUGCCUGUGGGAAGGGCUUGCCGCAAAACUAAAAGUAAAUCAUCAGAAUCAAUAGAAGAGGACCAAAAAUCUCAUCUUUUAACCCAAAAAUUGUCUAUUGCAAAAAAGAUAUCCAAUUCGCCUGAAACUGAAGAUACAAACCAAUCUGGUUACAGUAGAAUAAGAAAAUUUUUGGCCAAAAAGAGAAUUGAUUCUGAAUCCAAACAUGAAAAAAAUACUGAGAAUAAAUUGGAGCAAAAUGAUGCAGUGGAGGUUGAAAAGUUUUUGGAAGGUGAUAAUAUUGAAAAAGCACUUCCAGAUGACUAUUUUAAGACAGAACCUAAACAUGUUAAAAGUUAUAUGGUUAAUAAAACAACCGAUGAAACUGAUAUUUAUGGUAAAGAAAAAACAAGAUCUGAAGAAAACAAUUUUGAAGAAAAAUCAAGACAUGGAUAUGAUUUUGAAGGUCAAAAAAAAUCUAGUAGUCGAUUUAAAGAAAAAAUAAGCAGUGAUAGACAUCAAGAAGAAAAUAUUGAUACACUCAAGACUUCUAAGAGACCUGUGAAACCGACAGGUCACAAAAGUGGCGUUACUACUAGAGUUGCGUACGGCCCGCCAGGAUUGAACCCCCGAUUGUUGCAAAUCCAAUGCAUUACCAUUCCAGACUAUGAAGAAGAAGAAUAUGAGAAACGGAAAAUACACAUUGAAGAAGUGAAGACAGAAAAACGCGACUGUAUGUAUGGUGACGUUGAUUCAGAAGUAGGUCUCGAAAUUACUAAUAAGAAAACUCUUAAAGAUUUUUUAAAAAAGGGUAAUCUUGUAGUGAAUUGUGAAAAAACAGAUAAUGUUGAUGAAAAUUUUGUUAAAAGUAGAGAUUUAAUUGAUAUUGAUUCUAGUUUAAGUUGUAAUUCCAGCUUUGAAGUUCAAAACGAACAAAAAAUCGUUAAAAGUUGUGCAGGAAUAGAUUAUACGGAUGAUUUAGUUGAAAAAAACCAUAAUAAGACUGUAAAGAAAGAUAAAUUCGUUGAGAGUGGUAUGAAAAUGAGUUAUAGGGAUAAUUCAAUUGAGAAAUACAGUAAAAAGAAAAUUCAGAACGAAUCUAAACCAGUCAAAUGUGCAACAGAAAUUAAUAACAGCAAUCAAUCUGUAGACAGGAAACCAUGUUUACUAAUUGAACGUAAGUUGAAAACCUGCCACAACACAGUUAAACAAAUAAGUAACACCUCUAGUUCCGACACUUCAAAUAAAGAUUCUUCUAGCGAUGUAGGCGUAUCAUCUAAUAAUAAUAACAACAAAGCUGAUGACAUCGAAGAAGUAAUUGAAAGGUUGAAUUUGAAAUAUAACAUAAAAGAUGAAAAUAUUAGCAAACAGGAAGAUAAACCUAUAACUGAGGCAGAAAUUUCAACCAAACUAAAAAAUAACGUUAACCCGUUUAAGAACAUCGAUCCAAAUUUAUCCGUUUUCGUCGAUAAUUUAGUCACACCUGUGCUUAUGGUACAUUCCAAACAUGAUAAACGUAUUCAACCAGUUUUCGAAAUGCGUGAUAUUUAUUUCAAUAGUCACAUACAGAACAUACUUAGAAACAUGUCGGUAGAAGGACCAAUGAUGUUACAAACGGUAUCUUGGUUUGUAAUUUUAAGAGGCUAUAGUUUGUUCAUGGUAAGUCCAAUGUCUAGUGGUAAAACUUUGGGUUACUUACCAGCCGUGUGUAGGUUAGUUAGCGAUUCUGUGUCAUUAACUUCAGAAAGCGGUGGUCCAUUGUGCAUUAUAGUUUGUGCUACGGCACAAUCUGUAACAAACGUGGAAAAGAUGGCUAAAAUGUUUUUAAAAACAGAGGAAAAGGUUCUAGCUUGCUAUGCAGGUGUGGAUAACUUUCAUAUAACCACAACACUGUUAAAUGGAUGUGAUUUAUUAAUAGCAACUCCGGCUUCUUUAGUAAGAUUAUUGCAAGUUACAGAUUUCGGUGUUGAUUUGAGACGUCUUUCAACAUUUGUUCUGGAUGAUUGCGAGCGUUUAUCAGAAGUUUAUGCGGAUGAAAUCAAAGUUUUCACAUACAGGAUCAAAGAAAUGCUCAAAAGAAGAGCCAACAAAGAAUUGAAAGUCCAAUACAUCCUCGCAUCCAGGAUCUGGUGCGAUUUUAUGGAACCUUUAGCUAAAAAGGCACCCGAUACGGUGAUCUGUAUUGGUGCGUUCCAGGAGUGUGUUUUGUAUUCCAAAACGAACACAUCAGUGACGCUCGUUAAGAAAGAGAAUAAAGUUGAGUCCAUUUUCGAAUUUUUGAAGGACAUCAAUGCUUCGAAAAGAACCAUUAUAGUCUGUGAUUCGAAUGAUGAAGUAGCGUUGUUAGAAAAAGCUUUGAAAAGAUCUAAACAUAUAGUUUUUUCAUGCAACAAUGAUAUGACCAUUCAUGAUUUGUACAAUUUGAGUGUUUCCUGGGCUGAUUAUACAGAACCGUUGCUAGGACCCAUUCUUGUCUGCUGUGACAGUAAUUUGAUUCACAUGAACAUUACGAAUGCUCACAACUUAAUUCAUUACUCAAUGCCGCCUUUGUUCUCCAUGUUUUGUAAAAGGUUCUCCGUUUUGAACGACAAUUACCCGUCCAUAUUCAAAACAGACAAUGAGAAUGUCAAAAUAAAAAUUCUGUUAGAAGAGAGCAAUGUGGAACAGUUGCCGAAAAUUUUGAACUUUAUUAAACGUUGUACUGACAAUGUCCCGAGCGUUUUGGAUGAAAUUUCGUCCAAUGUGUUAAAAGAAAAAGAUGUGAUUAAAGCUGAAAAACUCUAUCCCCUAUGUGGCAGGCUGCUAACUUUGGGAUACUGUCCAGAUUUCUACAACUGUCAGGAAAGACAUACAAUUUUGAAAGAGUAUGAUGCUCCUAAAGAAUGCUUGCCCAAAGAAGGUACAAUCACAUGUAAAGUUCUGCACUACCAUUCCGCAACCUUAUACUCCGCAAGACUUCUAUCAUGUACAGUCAACGGUACAACAGUUAACUACCCAAAAACAUAUAAUAAACUCGCUUUGAAAAUGGGCAUGCAUUAUAGCAAAGAAUCAAAUAAAAAACUUCACGGAAUACCUGAAAUUGGCGAUAUAUGUGCGACGUCAAUAAAACUCAAUUUCUACGUACGAUGCCAAGUACUAAAGAUUUUGAACAGAUAUGAAAGAGGAAAUCCUAAUAAGGUUUUAGUCAAGUUGAUCGAUGAAGAAAGACUAGAAGUGACAAGGGAUAUUUAUCUGUAUCAUCUACCAGAUGAACUGAAACAGAUUGAAACGCGGGUUGUGCAAGUCAGAUUGGCUAAUAUUCAACCCAAAGACAAAGAUAUAACAUUUUCAGAACUAGCCCGAGAUAGGCUUAAGAAAAUAAUAGAUACGGACACAGAGUUAUUUGUCAGAGGUAAAGUGGCUUUAACACUUGGUAACUGUAUAUUCGUCAAUACGCUGGAAGCGUGCCAAGAUUUGACUUCCCUCAAUGAAGUAGUUGUAAAAUACAAUUUGAAAGAAGAAUUACUAAAAGAUCAUGCAAUACCGAAUCCAGAACAUUUGCCAAAACUUGAAAAAUUGUGUACCGAAAGUGGUCUGAUUGUUAAAGAAGAAAGAAAUAUCAAACCCAGAAUGCCCAUCAAAAAUCUUCCUAAAGGUUCUUGGGCACAUUUGGAAAGAGACAGUCUUUCAAGCGUAUUUUAUGCAUCGGCAAUAAAUCCUGAUAAAUUCUUUGUGCGCCUUGAAAAGUUUGAAUCUUGCAUGGCUGGUCUGCUUCAGGAUAUUAAAAAGUAUGUAGAUUCGAACCCUACUCCGUGUAACAAUGUGAAAGAAGGCGAAAUAGUUUUAGUCAAAUUCCCUGGUGAUGAUACAUACGAACGUGCUAGAAUAGAUCGCAUAAAAGAAGAAACGGCAAAAUGCUUUUUCGUGGACCAAGGAGAUUGGAAAGAAAUUCAUGUAAAUGACGUGAUUCCGAUUACAGAAAAAUUAAUUAACCAGUUACCGUUCCAGGCUAUUGAGUGUCGGUUGGUAGGAAUCCGACCGUUGGGUCAACAAUGGACAGAUUUUAGCACAAAUUGGUUCAUCGACAAUUGUCAUAAUGACCAAGGCGAUCUAAAAUGUUUAUUCGUGAAAUAUUUUACGAAAGAGCCAGCCGAAUUUACUAAUGGUCACAAAUACAGCGUCGCAGUUGUAGACGUCAGUACAGAACAAGAUGUUAUUUUGAACCAGUUAAUGAUAGAUUUGAAUCUUGCCCAAGAAAAUCUUAGUGAAAUUAAAUAUCUAGAUGAUUUGGGAAUAAACAAACCAGAGCAAAAACUAUCUACAGAUACUGAAGACGAUGUUCGGGAGGAAGAUGUUACUUCUGGAGAUUCUAAUGAAGAAAUAGGAAAUGACAAUAUAGAGGCAAAACAUCAUGUCCCAUUACAGAGUAAUAUAUUGUUUAAAGCACCAAUAAGAUCAGUUCCGGUUGUCAACUCUGAUAAUGAGAGCGAAGAGUCAGAUAGAUGGGAUAUAGUGGUUGACAGUGAUACUAUGGACUUAUUUCCAGCGCUUCAGAAUCUCAAAAGCUUAGAAGACAUGCCUAAAGUUAAAACCGAAAAUACAGUAAAGCCAGUAGAAAGAGAUAACAAAAGAGCUGAAACAGUAGAAUUGGAUUCAGAUGAUUUGACGUCACCAGACAACACAUUCAUGGAGCCCGUUUCGACGAAUGAAGAAUUGGAAAAGAAAGCACAACCAAUUUUAGAUCUGAGACCUGAAAUAGAUGAGAAAAGGCGUCCCAAGUUAAUAUGGCGUCAGAAUAAAACCAGUGUAACUAUAAAAAUACAACUAAUAGAAGCUGAUAAUUAUAAACUAAACAUUGAAGAUCGAACACUAGUUUUUAGUGCUGAUGUGAACAAUACGGAAUAUGGCUUUGAUUUACAAUUGUACGGAGCGGUUUACAAGGACGAAUGCUCUCAUGGGAAUAAAGGCCAAUAUAUCUUGGUUAAGUUGAAGAAAGUUGCGACCAAAAAUUGGUUAACGUUAACACGAGAUGGCGGGAUUAAAAAGUGGAUUGUAUAUGAUGUUGAUAAUUUAGACACUUCCGACGAAGAAGUUCCCACUGAUAGUAUUAAAGAUGUUAUUCAGAAUAGAGACGAAACUGAGAGCGAGGAUGAAAACUCUGAAGAUGAUAGCAAUAGGGUUUAUAAGAAAUAUAUCUAACUCAUUGACAGUUGAAUUAACAUGAAAAACCGGCCAAGUGCGAGUCAGACUCGCGCACUGAGGGUUCCAUACUCGGGUAUUUUUUCCAACACUUGGCACUAUAAAUCAAAAACUGUUAUACAUAAAAAAAAACUGUUUUAGGAUGUACAGGCAA